Molecule: messenger RNA, 1774 nt
Organism: Daldinia vernicosa
Lineage: Eukaryota; Fungi; Ascomycota; Sordariomycetes; Xylariales; Hypoxylaceae
Product: alpha/beta-hydrolase
Exons: 3
Coding region: 280-1296 (338 amino acids)
Molecular function (GO): hydrolase activity
Source: RefSeq, a predicted model, not a curated record
UACGAUGUGCAUCCAACAAUGGGUGUUUUGCAGAUGUAUGUAAAUAAAUGAUUAGUUACCAUGAUUUAUAAUUGCUUUUUUUAGAAGUUCUCCGAGAAUUGGCUAGGUCGGUUAGGUAUCCGACUGAAGCGGGGACCGGCUCUCCGGUAGGCAUAUAAAGGGUUCAUAGGUAGGUUCCCGUUUGUCCUCUCUUUCGCAGUUCCCACCAACUUUGUGGAACAAAGACUUAUAAGACACCCGUAUAUUAUAUCGAGGAAACAAACACUGAAUUAAAUCAACAUGACUGUCGAUGCAUUAGUCCCUAAUGACCCUCGGGUUGAACAUAAGUUCAAGUCCUUUGGAGAUAUCAAAUACCACUAUAUUCUAGCUAAGCCGCAGGGCAAGCCUGUUGCCACUGCUCUCCUCACUCAUGGCUGGCCAGAUCUAGGUUUUGGAUGGCGGUACCAAGUCCCUUACCUAGUAUCCCUGGGCUUGCAGGUCAUUGUCCCGGAUAUGCUGGGAUAUGGGCAGACAUCUGCCCCUGAUGCUCCCGAGGAGUACAGCGGUAAGAAGAUGACCGCUCAACUUGCGGCCAUCGUUAAGGACCACACCGACGAGCCUAUCAUCCUCGGUGGUCACGACUGGGGCUCGUUUGCCGCUUGGCGCCUGGUUAAUUACUACCCGGAGUUGAUCCGCGGAGUUUUUAGCCUAUGCGUGCCUUACACGCCGCCGUCGCCAGUCAGGCACUCGUUCGAAGACUUCGUCAAAAUGAUGCCCAAUUUCACAUACCAGCUACAACUAGCCAGCCCCGUCGCGGAAAAUAUCGUCAACAAGUCGCCAGCGCACCUCCGGGGAUUUAUCAACGGCAUUUUCGGUGGCAAGACGCCGGAAGGCGGUCUUGCCUUCGACAUCUCUGUAGGCAUCAUCGAGGAAAACCUAGAGAGGAUUGGGCCGUCCCCGCUGCUCAGCCCGGAGACCGUCGACUUCUACGUCCAGGAGCACUCGCGCCACGGCUUCCACGGCCCAUGUAAUUGGUACCGACCCAACGGCCCCCGCGGCGAGGACGAGCAGGAGCUUGCGAAGAAGAUUGACGGUAAGAUCAAGGUACCUGCGAUGCUGGUCAUGGCCGAGAAAGACGCUGCGCUCCCGCCGCAGAUGGCGGUGGGCCAGGAGAAGCAUUUCGAGGCGGGGCUUAAGCAGGAGCUCGUUCCGGGCUCAGGCCACUGGGUCCAAAUCCAGUGUCCCGAGAUAGUUAACAAGCAUAUCGGGGAGUUUGUCAAAAGCGUGCUGGGGGACGAGCUUAAGGCCUCGCUGUAAAGCGUUAGCUUGGCCCGUAGGGAUGCCAACCCCACCAAGGACUCUGCUCUCUUAUAUAUGCAUUUUGGUCUAAAAUCUUUAUACCUAGUGGUCUCUACUGGCGAUAUGUGGUAGUUGGAAAUCUACGAUACAUAUAUGGCUCGAACUAUAGUAUAGUUAGUGUAGGUAUGUAAUUACUUCAGCUAUGCGAGAUGCAACAUCUAGCCUAGCUAGCUCUAUCUCGUAUACCAUGUAGGUAUUACUAUUAUUGUCGUAACGAAUACCAUUCAUAAUGCGUUACGGAGACGUUGGUCGGUACUGCGGUCAGCAGCGCCGCCACGAUGAGAAGCUACGAGCCCCUGAAUUUGGCUUAAAAUAAGAUCGAUGUAGGGCCCUACCUAAUAAGACUUUUUUGCGACCGUAUACAUACAUAGUGUAGUAUUUAGUACACGGCUUUUCUCCUUGGCAGAGCUCCGUAACAAAUAAAAAUAAAUUAGGC